GCCAGGCCUGCAGUGAGGGCCUUGGUGUAUAGUUUCCCUUGGCCCCUGUAUCCUGAUCCUGCCUGCUUGAAUCCUGACUCUGCACGAACUCUGCCUGUACCGACCUCGGCUAUUCCUGACUACUCUUCCGCCUGCUCCUUGUACCUUGCUUGCCCGUUUGCUACCGACCCGGCCUGCCCGACUACGUUUAGUAUUGUUCUUAUUGUUAUCUGUUGGAGGUUUUGUUUGUUUGCACUGUGUUCAUGUUUGUGUUGUCCUUAAUAAAUUAUCUUGUUUACACGCUAUACCUGAA
Messenger RNA from Staurois parvus, 292 nucleotides. NCBI's taxonomy places the organism in Eukaryota, Metazoa, Chordata, Amphibia, Anura, Ranidae. The record is from the annotation of a GenBank genome assembly.